UGCUUAGUAUAGCUUGGGAACAAGUCAUCGAUGCCUCAUGCCAAUCAGGUGUAAACCCAAAUACUAAAUCAUGUAAGGCUGGUGAAUUAUGUGGAUUUUAUAAAAAUUCUGAUGAUUGUAUACCAGGCGUUUUUUGUAUAAAUGGUAUUUGCCAAAAAACACUAGACGAUGGUUGCGUUGUAGGAGGACGACUACGAAAUUGUCGUCAAGGUGACGA
Molecule: messenger RNA, 217 nt
Organism: Racocetra persica
Lineage: Eukaryota; Fungi; Glomeromycota; Glomeromycetes; Diversisporales; Gigasporaceae
Source: the annotation of a GenBank genome assembly